AUGCCCCUUCCUCCAUGGGUCUUCCUGCACCGCAACGUGCACUUCGUCGACGGGGAAGAAUUCACCGGAGGAGGUGCGGGCAACGCAGCAGCGCUAGCCGCAAUCGGCAAAUCGAGUGGAGAUCAGGCGAGUCUGGAAGAGGUAGUAGCUGCCCUGAAACCAAACCCGGUCGUCGCCGGCGAUCCCCCUGAAGUAGCCUCCUUGUCCAUGGUGCGGCAUCUGCCCAAACACCUGAUGCCGCGAGGGAUAGACGACGACGGCGGUACGGUCUCGAGCACCGACAAGGGCCUCGUCGUGAUCUACGCCGGCAUCAUCAAAGGGCUGGGUACCAGCGCGGCCGUCCUGCGGCUGCGCCACGGCGGCGGCGGCGGCGCCGACGACGGGGCCUACGUUCUCGCCGAGCUCGUCACCACGAUCUACCCGGGGCUCCCCGACGCCCACCUCUACCUGUGGUCGUCGUCAUCCAACCCGGACGGCGGCGGCGGCCCGUGGAGGCGGACGGCGGCGCGCCUCCCGCUCCCCGCCGAGCUGUGUGGGCUCACGCCCCUCUUCCACAUCGACAUGGUGUUCGCGCUUGGGGAUUCCUGCGUCUGCUGGGCUGAUCUCGCAGCAGGCGUCUUGAUCUGUGACCUGUUCGCGCCUCAAGGGCCCGAAUUCAGCUUCGUUCCGUUGCCGCCAGAGUGCUGCUCGUGCUCGUACACCCACGAGAAUACCCGGCGUACUCCUGUUCCAGAGGAGUUCCGUUCCAUGGGUUGUGUCUGUGGCGCCAUCAAGUUGGUGGCCAUGAUCGGCUACUCUGAAGGUCUGCCGAAAGCUGAGGUAAUACUCAAAACCUGGACAUUGUCGUCUGAUUUCAGGGAGUGGAAGGAAGGAGCAGCUGUGCUUGUGCGUGAUCUCUGGGAGAGCAAGAGUUUUCGUGACAAGGAGCUUCCACGUGGAUGGCCAAUGAACCCUGUCCUCAGCAUGAAUGAAGAUGAGAUCAUCUACAUUUCUCUGAGUGAUAUAGAGUUUGUUGAGGACUAUGAUUUCUACGGGCAGUAUACUGGGAGGCAACUGGUGCUCAAUGGCCAUUAUGUGCUGCGCCUUGACUUGCUGCGAAACGAGGUCCUGUACUCCAAAAAGAGCACUACAAACAGUUUGUCAUUGCUUAGGCCCAUUGUUCUUGCCAGCGACUUCAGCGCCUACCUACAUGGCCGAAAGGACAGCCAGAGAGGAAAAGAAGCAAGUGAUGAGGUGGGAACUACGGUGAAGCGCACCAAGUAUUGACUGAAUGGUCCUUGACUGUAGCAAGCGUGGUAGGAGCUGACAUGAAGACUGAAGCAAGCGUUGUAGGAGCUGACGUGAAGGCGACAGAAGUGCUGAAUGAACGAGAUCAAGACAGCUUAGAUUCUAUCGCUUGGUGGUUCUUACCUUUUGUGUUAUUUAGCUGGAUGACUAUCUAACCAUCAUAGGUUAGCAAUUAAACUGAGCAUCUAGGCUUCAUCUUCAACUAUCUUGCUAGGAUUUGAGUGUGUCAUGAGAUGAUGAGACUAUUUAUAUCCUAAUACUGGUACUGCAUAUUCUGUUGUAAAAUCGGGUUUGGCUUGUGGUUUCUUAGUGGCGUGUACUGCACGUUCUGUUGUGAAA
Messenger RNA from Sorghum bicolor (sorghum), 1626 nucleotides. RefSeq lists its product as uncharacterized. Lineage: Eukaryota; Viridiplantae; Streptophyta; Magnoliopsida; Poales; Poaceae. The coding region runs from base 1 to 1266 and encodes 421 amino acids. The transcript is spliced from 3 exons. The record is from RefSeq and is a predicted model, not a curated record.